Odontomachus brunneus is the source of this 4175-nucleotide messenger RNA. RefSeq names its product immunoglobulin superfamily member 10-like. Gene Ontology annotation, cellular component: neuron projection membrane. The record is from RefSeq and is a predicted model, not a curated record. The transcript has 9 exons. Lineage: Eukaryota; Metazoa; Arthropoda; Insecta; Hymenoptera; Formicidae. Bases 947 to 1879 code for a protein of 310 amino acids. Gene Ontology annotation, biological process: synapse organization.
CCUAACGAGCAACGGGUGAGAGCGCGGAGCGUAGCCACGAAAAGAUUCAUAAGAACUCGAGCGAGGGAAAGUGAAGACGUGCCUUUCCUCGCGCGGCAGCGCGCGCGCGUGUUCAUUCGAUUCUUUUUUUUUCCCUCUCCUUGUACGUACACAUGUUGCUCCGGGCUCCGACGACGAGACGGUCCGUUUCAUUGCCGUUGUGUCGCGAUAGGUUUUCGUUUUCGCGUCGCGGGUAAAUAAGUUGUUCGUUUGGAGGAUUGUUAAUGAAGGAGACUGUCUUGGUGCGGACUUCAGACGACUCUGUGAAGUGAUUCGCGCCGUCGGCGUCCUCGUCGUUGCCGUCGCGAUACGUCGCGAGUCUAGCGGAAAAUUCGGUAAAAAAGCAGUGUUUCGCCGGUCGAGUCCUCGAUGAUGAACGAGCACAUCAUCGUGUGCAUCCCCUAGUGCAUCGGACUUUGAAUUUGUCGACAUGUGAUCGUGCAUGGGCUAGAGAGGGACGUCUGCAUGCGAUCUCGAACCAGCCGCUUUUCCGCGUCCGGCUAGCCCGCGGACAAUCGGAGUUAGCUUGCCGAGAGUGAUCAUAGAAAUUGCAAACGUUUGUACACACAACAGACCAAACAGCGACGCUCCCCCGUUUACACGUAAACGAUUGCGGUAUACGGUCCCUUUUUCCACAGGAAACGAUGAAAGUGAAUCGAAAAAUGCGCCGCGCUGUCUGACAGGAUACGCAUCCUGGCCGACCGUGAAUGAGUGAAUACCACCACUGCUACCGCUACCACUACCAGUGCUACUCGAAGCGAUAUUCCGAAAUGCCGCCGCCAUCGCCGCCGCCGCGGAACAGCUUCUGCUUCGCAGUGAUAACGGCGUGAUUCGGACGAAUCAUAGACAACGGUGCUGCUGCUGUGUACCAACUUUGGAAACAGAGAUGAGUUGAGGAUCGACUACGAUGUUGAGUCGUCUUUCGGCCGUGGUGGCCUCCAUUUUGGUUCACCAGAUACACUUCCUGUGCACCGCCAGCACUUUGGGUGCGAAACCAUUUCCAGGAUUCGAAAAUCUGCCGCGCUCAUUUUGGCAUGAACUUAGUUCACCUUUCACAGAGGUUUACGAGGUGGAAAGUUUCGUGACUGAAACAAGUGGCACUCCUGAACCGAAGCCAUUUUUCGAGGAUCCGGAGAGCAACAUUACCGUACAGCUUGGUGCUCAAGUCUACAUGCACUGCAGGGUGCAGAAUCUACAAAAUACUUUCAAGGUGUCCUGGGUGCGUAGACGAGGAGAGGAACUUCAUUUACUCACCAUCGGUGUGGACGCGUACGCGAGCGACUCCAGAUUCUCUCUGGCCUUUGAGAAACCUAAUAACUGGCGAUUGCUUCUGCGCUCCGUCACGGAACGCGACGCCGGCCUUUACGAGUGUCAAGUCAGCGCCCACCCGCCAUUAAUCAGAACUGUCCAUCUAGCGGUGUCAGUUCCCAAGGUGGAAAUAGUCGAUGAGCAUGGCGCUACGGCCGGUGACAAGUUCUACAAAGCAGGCAGCACAAUAGAGCUGAAGUGUGUAGUCAGCAAUAUACCGCAACCAACCGGCUACGUUACGUGGCGGCACGGAACCCGUACGCUGAACUACGACACGACUCGCGGUGGCAUCAGUGUUAAGACGGAUAUGGGUGCAGCCGGCGCGGUAUCCAGACUCUACAUCGCGAACGCGAAUAAAAAGGACAGCGGAAACUACAGCUGCGCUUUGGCGGAUGUAGCAGCAGCGACUAUGGUGUCCGUCCACGUACUAAACGGGGAGAAUCCAGCUGCCAUGCAACACGGCGGUACCACGGCCCCGAGAGGGACCUUUAUCUUCACCGUUGUGAUAUCACUGUCGUCGCUCUUAAGGUGACCGUGAUGACCCCGGUGCAUUUUGGACCUGCGAUUCGAAUGGUGCUAACUUUUCUCCCUCCCCGCGGUGAGAGACUCGUGCGCCCGGGAAUGUAUUCUGUUGAAGCGGGAACCUCGGGCUCGGUGUCACAGAGCCCUCUUUCUCCCUUACCACCACCACCUUCUCCUUCUGCUCCACCAUCAUCCGUUCACCUCUCCAUGGGCGACCUAAGCUGCCGCCACCGUCGCCGAUGCUGCGCGAUCGAUCGCACGAAUUACGGGGCGGAUCUAUCGUUUUCGCGACUACGAGACCACGACGUGUGACAACGAAAGAGAUAUCACCAUCGCUGCUGCUGCUGCUGCUGCUGCUAUCAUCAUUACUACUACCACCACUACCACCACCCCCGUUGGUUCUCCGUGCUUCGAAAUACGAUGGGACAUACGACUCUUAGAUGAGACACAAACCUGCUUAGGAGCGCCGCGGUUUUCUACCUCGCGACUUCGUCGCGCGUCCGCGAGACAACGCGUUGCGGCUAUGGUAACGACGUUUCAGUCUCUCUCGGUAAAAAUAACUACUCCCAACUAAUCGCAGUCCCGGGAGAUGAUAUCGACAUGGAAUUGACAGCGUAGAGUGAAGAACGCGCGCGCGCGCGCGCGCUGUGAAUUUCGAGAAGAACGAAAGGGAGAAAUUCUUCGCAUCCCUAUCGCGUGCUUGAGCUCUCUCUCUCUCUCUCUCUCUCUUUCUCUCUCUCUCUCUCUUCCGUUCCCUUUCUCGUCCUCUCUUACUCUCCCUCUUUCGCAAUGUUAAGGUGUCGCACGCGUUAUUUCGCGCGUUCGCGGUGUUCAAACGCAGAGCUGGUAAUUAAAUUCCUGUUUGUGUGUUAUGUAUGUAUAAACGCGACUACCCACGACACGUGUUUCUAAUGGCGGUAAAAAAAUUGCGCGAUGAUUCGAUCGAAAUACGCUCAUAUGUAUUUUUUUUCUUCUUUUUUUUAUCGUUUUAUUCUCCUUAUUGCGAGGUUUUUCGACAUCUGUUCCGAACUAAUUAUUAAACGAUUUUUUUUGUCGAUAUAACGCUGUAAACACAUCACGUUUCGUUUCUGAUUCAGAUAUAAAUUACAUCGUGGAACGUGUCGCUCCCUCCUCAAGUUUGAUGUGUCAUUUUCGUUACUUCUCUUUUUUUUUGUUUCGUUCGGAGGGUAUAACAACGAAAAGCUUUCCAUCGAUCGAAGGAAACGAAGUUUUACGAAGAAUGCGGCAAGUGCGUUUUAUAAGCAAAGUUCGAAGAUACGUGAGAGACGUGUAUAUAUAUACUUUUGUAUAUAUAUAUACUUUUAUAUAUGUGUAUAUACACACACAUACAUAUACGUACAUAUACAUUUGUUGAACUUAUAUUGUGUGCGAGAUGUUAUGUACUUUUAGCAUGCGAGUGACGUUUAGUACGAAAGUUAGAGGAAAUUCCAAAAUGUUGAACGAAUUCGUCGAACGACACCGUCCAGAGAAUCCGACGUACUGGCUGCUCGGCGAAUGAGGCGGCGUUUGAAUUUGGAUUAGCGAUCAUCUCGAUGUUCGACGGGCAAAUUUAUUCAACCGGAUAGACUGUGCGCGAGUUUCCUUUCGUUUCACGCGCGAAUUACGCGGCCGCAUAAUCGCGCCCUACGGAGAGACAAUAGAAAUCGAGGAAAUUUGUCUGGUAUCUCUCAAAUUUUAACAGUCAUGAACCACGUUCGCACACAGACACACUCACGCACACCCAUCCCUCUACAUAUCAUCUAUAUUUCGUUAAUGAACACCCAAAAAAACAUAAUCUUAUCCUUAGCAGAAUUUUUUUAUGUGUUAGUUUCAAGAGUUCUUCUAAAAGGUAAAUAUUCUAACAUUCAGAAAGAAUAACUCUAUUUGCGAAGUGCCAUUUCCUGUUCCUAAGUCUCAUAUUAUAAGGGAAAACCUUUACUGAGAGAAUAUUUCUCUUCUAGUGAAGUGGACUAAUAAUCGGGAAUCCACUGGAUUGCUAUUCUAACUUUUUUCCCUUUUGAAUCAAGAGGAAUAUGUUUAUUUAAAGCAGAGUGCCGCGCGCGACAAGCACGACUUGCACAUUCGGAGAAAAAUAUAAUAGCAACUAUAUAUAUGUGAUAAAUAUACAAGUUUUGUACGUAGCAUUAAUGCAUACAGUUUGAUAAACUACCCGAAAUUUUGAUCCUAUAUUAAACUUUGAAUUCUACAACGCAGUAAGAGUUAUGUUAACAAAGUAGGUUUAAUUCUAAUGAUACAAUUUAUUCCUACUUUGACUCUGAUAUUCCAAAUUUAUCUUUUCACUUUCU